This is a messenger RNA of Paraglomus occultum, 990 nucleotides long. NCBI's taxonomy places the organism in Eukaryota, Fungi, Glomeromycota, Glomeromycetes, Paraglomerales, Paraglomeraceae. The record is from the annotation of a GenBank genome assembly.
AUGCCACUUCCAAUGUUAAGUGUCGUAUGGCCAUAUAACUUUACUCUACGUUGUAGUUUUACAGAAACUAUCAGUAAUAAAAUUACAAACUCUCCGGAGGCUGAGUGCAGCAACUACAUUACAUAUUCGACUAUAGCUCUGAAUAACGGAAUUGUAAUCUACACAGCAAACUUUACACCCACGCUUGAUUUAAAAGUAGUACCCUCUAUAACUGACGAAGGAAUACAAAACGUAGUGUUCACUGUAUUUAUUGCUGAUUCGGCUUUCGGCAGUAGCAAUUUUAUUGAACCCAUUGAUGUUAUGAUGGCAGACGCGGAAACUAUGACAAACAAGAAUAUUAUUGAUAAAGUCAACAAUAUUGAUCCACAGCUUGUCACAUUUUUGAACGUACAAUCACUAACUGCAGUUUUUUAUCACCAACGAAGUCUGAUAAUGUAUUCUCGAAGUGUGAGAAAGAUAAUUAAACCAUCUAUACUCACUGACUUUGGCAUUUUACAAAAAACUAUCCCUUUCGGAUAUCUAACUACAAGAUUGAAUAGUGGUCCCCUGACGCAGAAUGAAAGCCUAAUAAACCCUAAUGGUUUUGGGGGUUUUGUAAUCCGACCUAACUUUUUCGUUACAACAGAAGUCACAAAAAGAUCACGCACGGUUCUUAACGCACUUGGGUUACUCGGUGGCAGUGAUACUCUAAACCCGUGGGGUUGCAUCCAAUUAUACUGCUGUCGAAAAACUCGUACACGACUUCGUGAAUCAAUUGCAGAAAUGCCAAUGCAAUCUUCCAAAUUAUUGGAUGGCUCAUCACCAUCCUCGUCACCGGACUUAUCCACUGCAUUGAAUACAUUACAAUGCCGGCUAGACACUAUGGACUUGAUUCUCAAGGAAUAUGUUAUUGAUCAAACUGAUUUGGAAAGCGCAAAUAAUAAUCAAAAUUCGAGCAUGUGGCCUUGGAGAAACAAACGUAAAAAUAACACUGACGCUAUUUUGCCAUAA